AUCAAGAUGGAAAAAGACUGGUCGUCUAUUGUUGAUAUACAGCUUCCAGAGGCUGAUGUACUGCUCAAGGCUGGAAAACUCUCGGACGCUAUUGAGCAACUGAUGGUUUUGGAAAAACAAACUCGUACGUCUGCAGAUCUGUCGUCCAACUCGCGUGUUUUGCUUCAUAUUAUUGGUAUGGCUUAUGCUGCAAAGGACUGGAAGCAUUUGAAUGAAAACAUUAUUGUUCUUUCCAAAAAACGUGCUCUUCUCAAACAGGCAAUUACCAACAUGGUACAGCAGGCCAUGAAGUACGUUGAUGAGAUUUCUGACAUGAAAGUCAAACUAGAGCUUAUUGAUACGCUUCGGGCUGUUACUGACGGAAAAAUUUUUGUGGAGGUGGAGCGUGCUCGACUCACCCGUAAGCUUGCAAAAAUAAAAGAGACGGAGAAUAAAAUAGCAGAAGCUGCCGAGUUGAUGCAGGAGUUACAGGUUGAAACCUAUGGUUCUAUGGACAAGAGAGAAAAGACUGAUUUUAUUCUUGAGCAAAUGCGUCUUUGCAUCGCAAAGAAGGACUAUACUCGCGCUCACGUCAUGAGUCGUAAAAUUAGCCCCAAGUUUUUUGAUGAUGAAGCCAACCACGAUCUUAAAAUUCGGUUUUACGAAUUGAUGGUUCAACAUGCAGUGCAUGCUGAGAAGCAUUUGCAUACCUGCAAACACUAUCGCUCAUUGUAUGAUACACCAUCUAUUCUUGCCAAUGACGCUAAAUGGCAAGAGAUGCUCAAGCAUGUCGUGCUUUACAUUGCACUGUCUCCAUAUGACAAUGAACAAUCUGAUCUUAUACAUCGUAUCAAUGAGGACCAUAAUCUUGGAAAGCUUUCCUUUUUCAAGGAUUUCCUCAAGUGUUUUAUUACUAGCGAAUUGAUACGCUGGCCAAAGAUUGAAGAGAUUUAUGGUGCAGCGCUCAAAGCCAUUAGUGUUUUUGACCCUGCAACAGAAGAUGGUCAGAAGCGUUACAAGACUCUUCACAAGCGUGUUAUUGAACAUAAUAUUCGGGUUGUUGCAAAGUACUAUGAUCGUGUUACACUCAAGCGUCUGACCCAGCUUCUUGAUCUUUCGAUUGCAGAAACUGAAGAGUUUUUAUCCAACCUGGUUGUUGACAAGACCAUUUAUGCCAAGAUUGAUCGCCCAGCAGGGAUUGUAUCGUUUGUAACACGCAAAGAUCCCAAUACGAUUCUCAAUGAGUGGUCUCAAGACAUCAAUUCGCUGCUUGAACUUGUUGUCAAGACAGGACAUUUGAUUACCAAAGAAGAGAUGGUGCAUUCAAUUACCAAGACGAUUUAAGACAGCAAGAAUGCAAGCUCACAAAAUAAAUAGUAUUUUUGUGAA
Molecule: messenger RNA, 1368 nt
Organism: Batrachochytrium dendrobatidis JAM81
Lineage: Eukaryota; Fungi; Chytridiomycota; Chytridiomycetes; Rhizophydiales
Product: proteasome regulatory particle lid subunit RPN5
Exons: 10
Coding region: 7-1323 (438 amino acids)
Cellular component (GO): cytoplasm; proteasome regulatory particle, lid subcomplex
Source: RefSeq, a predicted model, not a curated record